AUGCCCCGACCAAAUGCGAUUAUCAUUGGUGCCGGCCCUUCGGGCAUUGCUAUGGCAUAUAAGCUGAAGCACAAGCUCGGUUUUGAGGAUUUCAUGAUCUACGAGAAACUGGAUGGAGUAGGCGGCACCUGGAGGACAAAUACCUAUCCAGGCUGUGGUUGCGAUAUCCCAAGUCAUCUUUACUCUUUCAGUUUCAACCUCAACCCGAAUUGGUCCAAAGAGCUUUGUGAUCAAUGGGAAAUCCUGGAGUAUAUGGAAGCUACUGUGGACAAAUUCGGGCUUGAUCACCAUGUCAAAACUGGAGUCGAGUGCCUUGGAGCAUCUUGGGAUUCGAAUAAUCUCAGAUGGGACGUCAAAUUUCGCGAUCUACACACGAAUAUUGAGUACACGAGAUCCGCGACCGUCUUUGUGUCCGCAGUCGGAGCGAUUUCAUUUCCGCGCGACACCAGAUUCAAGGGCAUGGAGACCUUCAAAGGUGAUAUGUACCACACUGCUAGAUGGAACCACUCCGUCAAGUAUGCUGGGAAGCGCAUGGCCGUCAUUGGAAACGGCUGUAGCGCGGCGCAGGUGGUACCCCAGGUCUCUAAGUACGCUAGUUUCGUUAAGCAAUACGCGCGUAGCCGACAGUGGUACCAUGAUCGACCUAACCGGACAUACACUGCCUUCGACAAAUGGGCAUUCAAUUAUGUUCCUUUCUGGAUGAAGCUUCUACGUCUAAGUAUAUUCAUCGACGCUGAUCUCUCGACAUCGACCUACAUGGCUACUCCGAAAGGUAUUAGAGCUAGGCAUAAGACCGAAGAAGAGGCAAAGAAGUAUAUUUACGGCAAAACUCCCAAGAAAUAUCACGACCUGAUCGUUCCAACGUUCCAGCUGGGAUGCAAGCGCCGGAUAUUCGACCCAGAAUACUUGGACUCCCUUCACAACUCUAACGUCGAGCUUGUUGCGGAAGGAAUCCAGGAGAUUACCGAGGAUGGCAUCAUCAGCAGCGCAGGCAUUCACGAAAAAUUUGACAUCAUCGUACUUGCAACCGGUUUCCAGGUAUCACAGUUCCUCACGCCUAUGGAGAUUAUCGGAAAGCAUGGCAUCUCGCUUAAUCAACAGUGGAGAGAGUGCAGAGGUGCUCAAGCGUACCUUGGUACGCAUGUACACAAUUUUCCCAACCUCGCUAUCAUUUUUGGUCCAAACACGUUCCCGGCGAACAAUUCCGCCUUGUUCGCCUGCGAGACUCAAGUUGACUUUGCCAUUAGGUCGCUCUUCGCUCCGAUCUUGGACAAUAGAGCCCGCGUCAUCGAAGUGAAGCAAUCGGCUGAAGAUCGUGAGACGCAGAAGGUCCAUAAGGCGCUACGCAACAGCGUCUUUGCAGGCGCUUGCAGCAACUGGUACAUCGGUGACUUUGGCCGCAACGCUGCUUCGUGGCCGGGAUACGCCCUGUCUUUCUGGGUAGCGACCUACUUUCCUAAGUGGUCCGCGUUCGAGAUGGAUGGUGGUACCAGGUUUUGGGCAUUCAAUUCACUGACUAGGUGGCUUCGGACUGAGAAGACCAUCAUCGUGCUAUUUGUCGUGCUAGCCGCUGCAGCGUUGCACUUCAGUCUGAUUAGGUCUUUUGGAGAACUGCUCGCCGUGACAGAGUAA
Messenger RNA from Coniosporium apollinis CBS 100218, 1632 nucleotides. RefSeq lists its product as uncharacterized. The record is from RefSeq and is a predicted model, not a curated record. The coding region runs from base 1 to 1632 and encodes 543 amino acids. The transcript has 3 exons. NCBI's taxonomy places the organism in Eukaryota, Fungi, Ascomycota, Dothideomycetes.